Messenger RNA from Nothobranchius furzeri (turquoise killifish), 2572 nucleotides. It is a transcript of the gene inpp1, whose product is annotated as inositol polyphosphate-1-phosphatase. Lineage: Eukaryota; Metazoa; Chordata; Actinopteri; Cyprinodontiformes; Nothobranchiidae. Gene Ontology annotation, molecular function: inositol-1,4-bisphosphate 1-phosphatase activity. The record is from RefSeq and is a predicted model, not a curated record. Gene Ontology annotation, biological process: phosphatidylinositol phosphate biosynthetic process.
CACCACGCGUUUCCCGUUGUCUGUACCUUCUUCACCAUCUCUCCGUGCUCGUGCUGCUCUCUGCUGUGUGUUUGUCUACGCCUUGUGUUUCACAGCCCAGACGUGAGAAGGGCGUCUGCUAAUACCGCUGUAGGAAAAUUAGCGGAAAUAAACCAGCGCAGGAAGACCUCAUAUUAUAAACGCAGCGAAACUCCACACCGUCUUUGCUCACAGUCGCCCAGAGGAGUCUGUCUGCGGUAGCUAUCUGACAGGACAGCAGCCACCGAGAGGAAGGGUAUACGCCAGAAACUGAAGAGUUUCCACCACCCUCACGGCCUCUCUUCUGUCCAGACAUGGCUGAUCUGCUGAGGCUGCUGCUCAAGCUGUCAGAGAAAGCUGCAAAUGUGGCUCGGGUCUGCAGGCAGGAGGCUCAUCUCUUCCAGCUCCUGGUCCAGGAGAAGACCGGAGAUGACAAAAACAAGAAGUUUGUGCAGGACUUCAAGACACUGGCCGAUGUGGUGAUCCAGGAGAUGAUCCGGCAUGAUGUGGUAGCUGAGUUUCCAGAAAUGGGCAGCUUCAUUCGUGGAGAGGAGUCGAACACGUUUGUAAAUGGACUUGGGGAGACCGUGACGGUCACGGUGUGUCACAAGGAGAAGGAUACUGCUGACCUGUUGGCCAAGGUGUUGGAUAAAGACCACAAGGCCGCGUCCCUGCUGGCUCAAGCCAUCCACCAAGACCCAGAGGCCAUCAAAGCUGACACGGAACACGUGUUUAUUCCCGUCGAGCCAUCUGAGCUUGGCAUCUGGAUCGACCCUAUAGAUGCCACCAGUCAGUACAUAGAGGGCCGUGAGGAGGUGCUGGAGGAGGGGUGCUUGUCUCCUUCGGGUUUGCACUGCGCGCUGGUUCUGAUUGGUGUUUACUUCCGGAGUACGGGCGAGCCCGUCAUGGGUAUCAUCAACCAGCCCUUUUAUCAUAAAGAUCCACAAAGCAGAAGGUGGAGAGGGAAGCUGUACUGGGGUGUGACCUGCUACGGCCAUAAUGUCUGUUCGUUGCCGAAGCCCAAAGCCGGGGCCGAGUGGUGCCCGUCUGUAGUGCUGAGCUCCAGUGAGAAGAAGGAGGUGAAGAAGGCUCUGUGCUCCCUGUGCGGCUCUGAGAAGCUGAUGUACGCCUCUGGAGCUGGGUACAAGAUGCUGUGCGUCAUCCUGGGCCUGGCUGAUGCUUACGUCCUGUCAGAGGGAAGCACCUUUAAGUGGGAUUCUUGCGCUCCACACGUCUUGCUCCGGACCUUCGGAGGGGGGGUGGUAAACCUGAAUAAGUGUCUUCAGGCUGAUUGUGGAACAGAGAGUAAAAAUACAGAACUGACUUAUCACCAGCCCAGCGAUGAGCACAUAGGGGCAGAGCGCUGGGCUAAUCACGGCGGCCUGGUGGCGUAUCGAGACCGCACUCAGCUCUGCAGCAUCAUCAGUGCUCUGAAAGUCCAACUGAAUGGGAAACAGAAGUGGUAAACACAAACCGAAGCAGUUCCAUAUACGAUUUUAUUCUUGUUUUUUUAUUAGUGUAAGGUAACCCAGGUCCUCCAGUGCCCCUAUCAAGCCUGUUUGAGUGUUCUGUGUUCCAGCGUGCCUGAUUUUUAUCUGAGAGCUCAACCAGCUGAACAGGCAAAUCAACCACUGAGCCGUGUGUGUUGGAGCUGGAAAACGACUAAAUCAUGAUGGAUAGGGGGCCCAGGAACCACUGGUAAAAGGAGGUAUGUGGGCUUUAAUGCAAAACGUCAUAAAUUCUACUUUUAAAGUAGAUGUAUGUAAAUAUGCCACAAAAUAAAUGUAAAAAUGCUAAAUUAAUAUUUAAAUACACACAGUAAGUUUUAUUUUUUACAGGAGAAACAAGUGCUCAACCUUCAAGUUUGCAUAUUUAUUCCAAAACUAGAAUAGAAGAAGCUAUUUUUAAAAGAAGCCUGUCUUGUGACGAGUUGUGUUCUUAAAUGCAGGGAAAAGCCAGCAUUUAAAAUGACUGGCCUAUCGAAAGCUCAAAAAUCAGAUUUUUGUGUGGUCGAGGAACGCACCAUUGGCAAGCAGCAAUAAAAACAAGUUUUCAAAUUUUUGUUAACUCACCAAGUCUUCUUUCACUUUCAGAUUAAUCACUUUGAAUGUAACUUUUUACUGACAAAAUGUGUAUUUGUGGUUGAAGAUUAGAAAUCAGACAACCCAACUUAAACACUGAAUGUAAACAUGAAAGCACUGCGGGUGGGAACGUUGCAUUUUUAGAUUUUGUCCUGAAUCUGACAGCAAAGGCUGGAUAAAGUCGGCGGUGAACUCCGGUUGUCUGAAUCAGCUCCUUGUAAGGAGCAGAUUUACCGGUGGCCUGGCCCCGUUAGCAGUCGGGUAAAGGUCAGCGAGUGGAAAAGCUGAGUUAAGACAGAGAGUCGAGGGUGUUUACAUUCAAAUGAAGAAUUAGACGAGACUCGAACUUCUGGAGAUAACUUGUAAUGUGCAUGAACAUCCUCCCUUGGGUAACUUCAGGCUGCUCACUGAUGUCAUUAAUGGUAUGUUUGUUUCUCUCCUCCCAUAUAUGGUUUUUUUUCAAAAGGCUUGGA